CGCCGACGGCCUUCCUCACCGCGUGCGCUCCUGCCACCGCCCCGCAGAAAUGCUCCGGCUACCCGCGGUCCUUCUCCAGGCCAGGCCAGUGUCCCGGGCCCUGGCCCCGCAGCUCACUCGGGCCUAUGCCAAAGAUGUGAAAUUCGGUGCGGACGCCCGCGCCCUCAUCGAGGGUGUAGACCUCCUGGCCGAUGCUGUCGCCAUUACAAUGGGGCCAAAGGGAAGAACAGUGAUUAUUGAACAGAGUUGGGGAAGUCCCAAGGUAACCAAAGAUGGUGUGACUGUUGCAAAGUCAAUUGAUUUAAAGGAUAAAUACAAGAAUAUUGGAGCUAAACUUGUUCAAGAUGUUGCCAACAAUACAAACGAAGAGGCCGGGGAUGGCACCACCACAGCGACAGUCCUAGCACGCUCUAUUGCCAAGGAAGGCUUUGAGAAGAUCAGCAAAGGCGCGAACCCCGUGGAAAUCAGGAGAGGUGUGAUGUUAGCUGUUGAUGCUGUGAUUGCUGAACUUAAGAAACAGUCCAAACCCGUGACAACCCCUGAAGAAAUUGCUCAGGUUGGUACAAUUUCUGCAAAUGGAGACAAAGAAAUUGGUAAUAUCAUAUCUGAUGCCAUGAAGAAGGUGGGCCGGAAGGGCGUCAUCACAGUGAAGGAUGGAAAAACCCUGAAUGAUGAAUUGGAAAUUAUUGAAGGCAUGAAGUUUGAUCGAGGAUAUAUUUCUCCAUACUUUAUUAACACAUCAAAAGGCCAGAAAUGUGAAUUUCAGGAUGCCUAUGUUCUACUGAGUGAGAAGAAAAUCUCUAGCGUCCAGUCCAUUGUACCUGCUCUUGAAAUUGCCAAUGCUCACCGGAAGCCCUUGGUCAUAAUUGCUGAGGACGUUGAUGGAGAAGCUUUCAGUACCCUGGUUUUGAACAGGCUCAAGGUUGGCCUUUAGGUUGUUUCUGUCAAAGCUCCAGGGUUUGGUGACAAUAGGAAGAACCAGCUGAAAGACAUGGCUAUUGCAACUGGUGGUGCAGUAUUUGGUGAAGAGGGUUUGACGCUAAAUUUUGAAGAUGUCCAGCCUCACGACUUAGGGAAAGUUGGAGAGGUUAUCGUAACUAAAGAUGAUGCCAUGCUUUUGAAAGGCAAAGGUGACAAAGCACAAAUUGAAAAACGUAUUCAAGAAAUCACUGAGCAGUUAGAAAUCACAACCAGUGAAUAUGAGAAAGAGAAACUGAAUGAGCGGCUGGCGAAGCUUUCAGAUGGAGUGGCCGUGCUGAAGGUUGGUGGGACAAGUGAUGUCGAGGUGAACGAGAAGAAAGACAGGAUUUGCUUCUUAGCAAAAGCUUUAUGA
This is a messenger RNA of Octodon degus (degu), 1333 nucleotides long. Its product is annotated as 60 kDa heat shock protein, mitochondrial-like. Gene Ontology annotation, biological process: protein refolding; protein import into mitochondrial intermembrane space; apoptotic mitochondrial changes. Lineage: Eukaryota; Metazoa; Chordata; Mammalia; Rodentia; Octodontidae. Gene Ontology annotation, cellular component: mitochondrial inner membrane; mitochondrial matrix. The record is from RefSeq and is a predicted model, not a curated record. Gene Ontology annotation, molecular function: ATP-dependent protein folding chaperone; protein-folding chaperone binding; ATP binding.